CCUGCCCGCGCUGGUUCCACUCUGCAGUCACCAGGUGUGCAUCUCCGAUCCGCGCGCGAGACAUGGGCGGCGGCGGCCGGGGGGAGCCGUGGUGGGGCCUGCCAGCGGCGAGGUCGAGGGUGCUGGGGAGGCUGGGACCCUCCUUCGGCAUUGGCGCCGGCUGCGGCGUCGGCGUCGGCGUCGGCCUCAUCGGCGGUGCAGGAGUUGGGGCUGGAUUCCCUGGUCUACGCUUGGGAUUUGGAGUUGGUGCCGGUUGCGGUAUAGGAAUUGGAUUUGGUUAUGGUUUCGGAAAAGGAGUUGCUUACGAUAAGAAUGGGAGAUAUUCAAACAUUGGGAGAUCAAAUCGGAAUUCUAGGGGCCUAAAAUCUGAAGAUCAGAUUGAUAUCCUGGUCGAUGAGCUGAUCGAAAAUUCCAAGAGACUAAUCAAAGCAACAUCAAAGGAGAUCGAUAAGUGGAGGCGAGCUUAGUGCAAUUGGCACCAGGAACUGUGUUGUUUAGGUGCUCAGUGCUUUGCCUUAGGCGCAGACACCACUCUGAAACGUACUAUCGCUUGUGUGUGAUUUCCCUGAAUUCUUUUCAGUGUCCGAGGCUCGUGCGACAUGCUGCCCAUAUUUUAUACGAUUGUAGCAAAUGCCUGGUUUGCCUACCACGUGCUAAGAUGCGAUUGAAUGUGAUCGCAAUGUUGAAUAUUACAUAUUAAAUAUUAUGCCGGAUCGUUGUGUUUGUUUA
Messenger RNA from Phragmites australis (common reed), 729 nucleotides. RefSeq names its product protein TRIGALACTOSYLDIACYLGLYCEROL 5, chloroplastic-like. Bases 63 to 467 code for a protein of 134 amino acids. The record is from RefSeq and is a predicted model, not a curated record. Lineage: Eukaryota; Viridiplantae; Streptophyta; Magnoliopsida; Poales; Poaceae. The transcript is spliced from 3 exons.